Molecule: messenger RNA, 972 nt
Organism: Eurytemora carolleeae
Lineage: Eukaryota; Metazoa; Arthropoda; Copepoda; Calanoida; Temoridae
Product: octapeptide-repeat protein T2-like
Exons: 1
Coding region: 1-972 (323 amino acids)
Source: RefSeq, a predicted model, not a curated record
AUGGGACCAGGAAAAGGAAGAGUGAAAGAUGGGACCAGGAAAAGAAGGAGGAAAAGAUGGGCCAGGAAAAGAAGGAGGAAAAGAUGGGACCAGGAAAAGAGGAGGAAAAGAUGGGACCAGGAAAAGGAAGAGGGAAGGAUGGGACCAGGAAAAGGAAGAGGGAAAGAUGGUACCAGGAAAAAGAAAAGAUGGGACCAGGAAAAGGAGGAGGAAAAGAUGGGACCAAGAAAAGGAAGAGGAAAAGAUGGGACCAGGAAAAGGAGGAGGAAAAGAUGGGACCAGGAAAAGGAGAGGAAAAGAUGGGACCAGAAAAAGGAAGAGGAAAUGAUGGGACCAGGAAAAGGAGAGGAAAUGAUGGGACCAGAAAAAGGAAGAGGAAAAGAUGGGACCAGGAAAAGGAGGAGGAAAAGAUGGGACCAGGAAAAGGAGGAGGGAAAGAUGGGACCAGGAAAAGAAGGAGGAAAAGAUGGGACCAGGAAAAGGAGAGGAAAAGAUUGGACCAGGAAAAGGAAGAGGGAAAGAUGGGACCAGGAAAAGAAGGAGGGAAAGAUAGGACCAGGAAAAGGAGGAGGAAAAGAUGGGACCAGGGAAAGGAAGAGGAAAAGAUGGGACCAGGAAAAGAAGGAGGAAAAGAUGGGACCAGGAAAAGAAGGAGGAAAAGAUGGGACCAAGAAAAGGAGAGGAAAAGACGGGACCAGGAAAAGGAAGAGGGAAAGAUGGGACCAGGAAAAGGAGGAGGGAAAGAUGGGACCAGGAAAAGGAGAAGGAAAAGAUAUGACCAGGAAAAGGAAGAGGAAAAGAUGGGACCAGGAAAAGAAGGAGGAAAAGAUGGACCAGGAAAAGAUGGGACCAGGAAAAGGAGAGGAAAAGAUGGGACCAGGAAAACGAAGAGGAAAAUAUGGGACCAGGAAAAGAAGGAGGAAAAGAUGGGACCAGGAAAAGGAGGAGGAAAAGAUGGGGCCAGGAAAAUGA